AACACAACACAACAGCUUCCGGCCUGUUUUUUUUACUUUAAUCCCAUUAAUCUCACACCAUGGAACUGAUGCGCUCGCUCGGCUCGCCGUCCGAAGACGACCACCUCAUUCAGCCCAGCACUUACCUGCACGCGCUCGCCAAAGUCAUGGCCACUCCACUCAAGGACAUCCAGCACUCCACCGCUAUAACCGUGCUUGCCGUGAUAACAUCCAGCACAUUCACUGCCUCCUCACAGCCGCAGUACACUCUCCAGCUAACCGACCCCACCAUCAUCCACCACGAAUCAACAGCGGUGGUAGAACUCUGCCUGACCACCACUGUAAAUAAUGACAUUAACCCGGGUGAUAUCGUAUACUUCCACAACGCCCUGGCUACCACUACCACAGCGAAUAAUACCAGAAAAGUUUGCUUGGAAAACAAGUCGCUGUCAUUGUGGAAUAUUUUGGCCAUUUCAGACUCUGUUCAAGAUAUGCCGCCGCUCGUUCAGUAUUUGCGCAAAUGGUGGAUACUCACAAAUAAGUCACUGUCACAUCCUGCAAGUCCCAGCGUGACCUCACCAUCGACAGCAGCAGCAACACCAACAGCAACAACAACACCAGCGGCGGUCUCGUCUUCAAAGUACCUGCGUCAGAUAUCCCAACUCACUGGCUGUACCUUUGCCGACCUCUACCUCGAGCUGCUCGCCCUAUCGCCGCCCGAAACCGACCCUCAUGGAAUGGUCCUCAGACAACGCUGCCUAAUGACCGACUACUCUGCCAACCCAUUGAUCCCCCAACAACACCUUUUCUCCUACCCACUGUGCCCUGCUAAUUGCCAGAUUGUCUGCGAUAUCAUUUGUCCUGGUAUGAUCAACCGGAUGCCGCAGCUUUUGGUUGGUGGAGUUUAUAAACUGAGAAACGCAAAGGUUGACACUUUUGCGAAUGGUGGAACUGUGGUGGUGCUGGCUAGGGAUGUAAAGUAUCCGAAUACGGUACUGGUCAAGGCUGUUCCUGAGGGUGCUGUUGAGCUGGAGAUGUUUAUGGAAAGAAAAAGGGAAAUGUUAGAAAUCGCAAAGAACACCAAAAACAUUUCUGCUUCUGAAACUACCAAUACAAAGUUUCGCAUAUCCGCAAACAUAACCGCCACCUGGCCACCGACUCCAAACCAAACGUACGCGACAAUUUGCGACACUCACCGGCGAAAACUCCCUUGCACGCCAUCAUGCCAAUCUACACACAUGGAGUGUCGCUUUAUAUUGGAGCUCCGAGACUCCUCCUCGGCUACUUGUCUGGUUAUGUUUUGCGCAAAGACAUCGAGAGAGAUUGCCCGACUUUUGAAUAUCCCGACUCAUUCUGUGAUACCGUCGUUUGUUAGACAGCAGGUGGCCGCGGUCUUUGCCUUGCAGAGGGUGGAACUGACAGUGGCUUCUGUUUUGUUUUCAGAUGAUGAGCGAUUAAAGAGAUGUCUUUUGAUUGCUGAUAUACAUAAAUAAUUUAUUAUGCGCCUAUCUAUAGUUGUCUAAGU
Messenger RNA from Kickxella alabastrina, 1504 nucleotides. RefSeq lists its product as uncharacterized. NCBI's taxonomy places the organism in Eukaryota, Fungi, Kickxellomycota, Kickxellomycetes, Kickxellales, Kickxellaceae. The transcript has 2 exons. The coding region runs from base 60 to 1472 and encodes 470 amino acids. The record is from RefSeq and is a predicted model, not a curated record.